Messenger RNA from Sabethes cyaneus, 7898 nucleotides. It is a transcript of the gene arr, whose product is annotated as low-density lipoprotein receptor-related protein 6. Lineage: Eukaryota; Metazoa; Arthropoda; Insecta; Diptera; Culicidae. Bases 1520 to 6595 code for a protein of 1691 amino acids. Gene Ontology annotation, molecular function: protein binding. The record is from RefSeq and is a predicted model, not a curated record. The transcript is spliced from 6 exons.
CCGCGGUGUAAGAUUUUGUGUUUGUGUCGCAGUGGGUGUUUAUGAAGAGAGAGUGCGUAUUUGUUUUAACUAUUAAACUAUACACAGCUUGUUAUAUUACAGCUGUGUGAAAAGCUAAGCGGAUAGAAUAAAAAUAACUUCGAGUUCGAGCGAGUAAGCUGCUUACGGCGAUGCGUACUUAAGCCGAUAGUGACACUCUUGCGGUGGUGUUUGUGAAACGUUCGAACGGACCGAGAAUCGAAUCGAAUGAGCCGAAAUCUGUGCGGCUGGCUGUCGUGGCGGUGUGUAUAACAACGGCGCCUUUCCUUCUUUGGCCGCUCCACCUCGUUGCUGCUGCUGCUGGUUAGUGCUGACACAAGAAGAAACCGUACAUGUGUGAUGUGAUGGCAGCCAGUUUGUAUAGUUUUGUACUGGAAGAAAAUAUUGAAAUCGUCAAGAAGUGACAUAUUUUUCACUGGAAUAACUUUCCUGAAAAUGUUCUGCAGUUUGUAGGUAAUUAAGUGAUACGUAGUUUGUUAUUUUGACCGCUUGUUGUUGAGGAAUUUUGCCGUUUGAUAGUGUGUGAUAUUUUAUUGAGCUUUAUUUUCGUGGAAAAGAACCUGCGGUGCACAGUGGGAUAUUGCAAGUCGUUUCCUGGUAUGGAAUCAAACUUUCAAAAGAAGAACUUGAAUAGGACUGGCCGGUGUCUCAUGAUUCGUUUUUACUAAAAUGAUCGCCCUCAACACAGCCAGGUUCCGAUAGACGACGGUUCUGAAUUUACCAAUCCAAAUAAGCCAGAUCGGUUCGCCAGGCCAGCCGGGCUGUGGAUGAUGAGCGCUGCGGUGAAAAAUCCAGUUACUCUCGUCGUUUCACAAGCAAUAACAAAAUAAGCAGUGAGUUGAACGAAAAGAGAGAAAACCUCGUAGGUACCUCGCUUGUCCCAGUCGGCGGAUCUGUGUGCGUGCUGUGCUUUUCAUUUGACGCAGGUUCUGACGAAAAAAAACCCUAAAGUGAUCCUCAAUCAAGUGUGUACGGUCGUAUCUAACAUAUGUAGAUAGAGUUUGGUAGUUUGAGCUUGAGCGCAGCGGAGAAUCGCGCUCCCGUCCGGAGCGACUGGCCAACGCAAGUAAAACGUUGACGACGACGACGGUAUCACAACACCAUAGCUCCGUGUGCCGUGUUUCGAAGAAGAGUGUUUUCAUAAAUUCGGUCUUGACAAGUGAGUGAGAUAGCAGUAGGCUGUGUGCCCGAGCCGUGCCAGUACCAACAACCAAGUGAUAUUUUCCAGGCUAGGAUAAUACGGGAAGAAAAUAGGAAUAAACCUGCUGUGCGGAGUGUCGAAAUUUAAGUGCGUUUUGGGAAUUUCAACCUUUUUCUAACUAGUAAACUAACGAAGCAAGCAAACGGUUCGUUUCGGGGGUGUUGUUUUCUGGAAGGCCAACUAGCUAGUGUAGUGUGGGGGAAAUUCUGAUGGUUUGCUGUUCGAUGAUCGUUCCUCGAUCCGCUACAACACUGGUUCAGCAGUGCUGAGAAUGACGAGAUGGCCUACGGGCCGAAUAUUUCGCGUCCCUCGCGACAGUCGUUCGUUUUGGGACUUCCGUACGGCUACGGCCGGUCAACCGGCAUUGGACGGUGGCUCCUGAUAGUGAUUCUGCUGUUGACUGGAUUACUGACUCGAAAUGCUUUAGGCGCGGCCAGCGGCGGUAGCUUCACCAACCAGCUGCUCUACACGACGUACAUCGACAUUCGGCUGGCGAAUGUGACCAUCCAGCAGAACACCACCUGCUCGGUGGAGAUUCUGGUCAAGGAUCUGAACGAGGCGUCGGCGAUGGAUUUCUACUACGAGCGGGGUUUGGUGUGCUUCACCGAGCACAAUUCGGAGACGAUCCAGUGCGCUCAGCUGCGCCCAGGACCGGCGGCCGCUUCCAGUGGUGCACCACUGCAGGCCGUCAACAAAACUGCUGUGAUAUCCAACGGGUUGGACAAACCCGAAGGCCUAGCGAUAGACUGGUAUACCGACAAGUUGUACUGGACCGACGGUGAAACGAAUCGUAUCGAAGUCGCCACACUGAACGGUAAGUUCCAGAAGGUGCUGAUCUGGAGCGAUCUGGAUCAGCCACGUGCCAUAGCUCUAGUACCUGCCAGACGGGUGAUGAUCUGGACCGAUUGGGGCGAAAGUCCGAAGAUCGAACGGGCCAGCAUGGAUGGGGACCCGCAGUCGCGGGUUGUCCUCGUGCACGACCGGAUAUUUUGGCCCAACGGGCUGGCGGUCGAUCUGGAGAACGAAUUGAUCUACUGGGUGGAUGGUAAUCUGCACUUUCUGGACGUGAUGAAUUUGGAUGGAAGCAAUCGACGAACGUUGGUUAAUAAUCUGGACUAUCCGUACAGUUUGACGUUUGCUCCGAAUUAUCUCUUCUGGACGGAUUGGCAGGAUGGGACGCUUCACUACUACAAUAUCGCCGGUGGGCGACAUGAAGCGAUCCUGGAUAGUCCGGUGGUGCCGAUUACGGUUCACGCCUGGGAUGCGCGGCUUCAACCAGCAGCAGAUAAUCCCUGUCGACGGAACAAUGGUAACUGUUCCCAUCUUUGUUUGCUAUCAACCAACAUGGCAGGUUACAGUUGUGCCUGCCCUACGGGAGUAAAGCUUCUAUCGAAGACUCAAUGCGCUGAUGGACCACAGGAUAUGCUGUUCGUCGUUCAGCGUACGCAGGUCAGUCGAAUAUCGCUAGAUUCUCCGGAUUACACCAGCAUUCAGUUGCAGCUUGGGAAGGUCCGUUACGCAAUUGCAAUCGAUUACGAUCCAGUGGAUAACUACAUCUAUUGGUCAGACGAAGGGUCGAACGCAAUCAAGAAAGUUCGCCCGGAUGGAACCGGAAUGGUGGAGGUGGUGAACACUGAGAUCCAAAGCCCGGACGGGCUGGCUGUCGAUUGGUUGGCACGCAACCUGUACUGGACCGAUACGGGUACCGAUCGGAUACAGGUUUGUCGGCUGGAUGGUGCCUUUCGACGAGUGUUGAUCUACGAGAACCUCGAAGAACCGCGUGCGAUCGCGUUAGCUCCGACGCUCGGGUGGAUGUUUUGGAGCGAUUGGAGUGAGAAAGAUCCGAAGAUUGAACGAGCAUCCCUGGAUGGCACUGAGAGGGUGCUGAUCGUUCAGCAGAAUUUGGGAUGGCCUAAUGGGAUUGCGUUAGAUGUUGAAGUUCGAAAGAUUUACUGGUGUGAUGCCAAAUUGGAUCGAAUCGAGGUUGCUAAUAUGGAUGGUUCCGGAAGGAACGUAAUACUAUCCGAGAAUCUACCGCACGCAUUUGGUUUGAGUCUGUUAGGGGACUAUCUGUACUGGACGGAUUGGCAACGUAGAUCUAUCGAUCGAGCUAAUAAGUUGAAUGGAAACGAUCGUACAGUGAUUGUUGAGGCCUUUCCUGAUUUGAUGGGUCUUAAAGUUUCGAAACUACACGACGUUAAAGGUACGAAUCCUUGCGUGACGAGGAACGGUGGAUGUUCGCAGCUUUGUUUAAAUCGACCAAAGGAUUACGUUUGUCGGUGUCAGAUCGACUACGAGCUUGAUCGUGACAAUCGAACGUGCUUCAUCCCAUCGGCUUUUCUGUUGUUUUCGAGACACGAUACUGGGAGCAUUGGAAGGAUCUCAAUUGAUAGUCACAAUCACACGGAUUAUGCUCCGUUUCGAAGUGUAAUCGACGCACACUAUCUGGACGUAGACAUUGCCGAUCGCCGUAUUUACUGGGCAAGUCAAAAGCAGAAACAUAUAUCGCGAGCUUACAUCAACGGUUCUAAUGUGGAAAAGAUCGUAGAAUCCGGAUUAAUUCAACCGGAAGGAAUCGCCGUCGAUUGGUUGGCGCACAACAUCUACUGGACCGAUGCGGAAGCACGUAGAAUCGAAGUGGCUCGGCUGGAUGGAAGCAGUCGAAGAAUCCUGAUCUGGAAGGGGAUCGAAGAACCGAGAAACUUAAUUCUGGAACCUCGCCGAGGACUGAUGUACUGGGCAGAAUGGCCUUCCGACUCCAUCCGUAGAGCCGUCAUGGACGGCAGUGAACUGAAAACCAUAAUUUCUGCAGCAAACUUAGCAAUCGGAUUGACUCUGGAUCCGGACACCCGUCGCCUGUACUGGGCAAGCCAAAGCUCGCCAACGGCGAUCGAAAGCGCCGAAUGGGACGGCAACCGGCGAAAAGUGCUGGUGAAAGCCGACACCGACAAUCCAUUCGUUCCGCACGCUGUAACCCUGUACAAGGACUUCGUCUACUGGAGUGAUUGGAACACUGGGGAAAUCGAGCGGGCGAACAAAACUUCCGGGGAAAACCGAACCAUCGUUCAUGCGAACCUUAAGUACACCAAUUCACUGUUGGCGUUUCAUCCGAAUCGACAGUCCGGUUCGAACCAGUGCCGAACCAACAACGGAGGCUGCACGCAUCUCUGCCUGGCAUUGGGUCAACGCAAAAUGACCUGUGCUUGUCCGACUCACUACACGCUGAAUGCUAAUCGAGUUUCCUGCAGUCCACCGAAGAACUACAUCAUCUUUAGUCAGCGAAACUCGUUUGGGAGAUUUAUGCCGAACACUACGGACUCACCGGAUGUUCCGCUACCGGUGACGGGGAAGAACAUCCGGGCUGUGGAGUACGACGUGCUGACGCGUUACGUUUACUGGAUCGACGGCCGUGGUCCAAUCAUUCGGCGAGCAUUUGACAACGGUACCGUAGCGAAAGUGUUCAUCGACCCUGCCUCCUCGCCCUUCGAUAUGGUAAUCGAUCCCAUUGGUCGGUUGCUGUUCUGGAGCUGUUCCCACACGAACACCAUCAAUAUAACGAUGUUAGAUGGUGAAAUCGAUCGGAUUGGGAACGUGGACAUUGGCAGCUCGGAGAAACCUCGUAGUUUGGCACUGCAUCCGACGAAACGGUUGCUGUUUUGGACUGACGUUGGACCAGCGCAAACUAUCAUCCGUGCCAAGCUGGACGGAUCACAACGGAAGGAGCUGGUUUCGAAGCUGGAAGGUAUCACUGCGCUAACGCUCGAUCCACAAUCCAAUCGGUUGUUCUACGCUCACGGGAAACGUAUCGAUACGAUGGAUAUCGACGGACGGGAAAUCAAAACCCUAGUGGCGGAGCACAUCAGUCUGGUUUCGUCGAUCGCAGCGCUCAACGGGUACAUCUACUGGCUAGAUGAACGACCCGGGAUGGAGCGGAUAUCAGUGCAGGGUGAGUACCGCCGGACGGAGAUACAGAAAAUCCCGCACAUCACGGACAUUGUAGCGGUUUGGACACCGGAAGCUCGAGCCCUGCGGAAUCACACCUGCAAUACGGCUCGAGCUAAGUGUAGUCACAUCUGCAUUGGAGCUCCGGACGAUGCUCGUAGCGAUGACAUCUGUGCCUGCCCGCAGGGGCUCAUGCUGAUGAAGGACCGGCGCAGUUGCGGGGCGCUUCCGGUUUGUGGACCGGAUCAUUUCACCUGUGCAGUGACCUUUUCCAGCAAUGGGCUGGAUGGGGAUAAUAAUAAGGACUGCAUUCCAGUGUCUUGGCGCUGUGAUGGUCAAAAAGAUUGUCCGGAUCGAUCGGAUGAGUUGGACUGUCCGGCUUGCCGAGCCGAUCAGUUCAAGUGUCAAUCGGGCGAAUGCAUCGAAAAGCAUUUUGUUUGUGAUGGGACGACGCAGUGUUUGGAUGGUUACGAUGAGGCCGUUUGCUGUAAGAAUCCGGAGGAUUUUCAGUGUCCUACAAGUAAGGUUUGCAUUUCUUAUCUUAACAUUUGCGAUGGAGAUGAGCACUGUGCCAAUGGGGAGGAUGAAGCACCGGAACUUUGCACUGAAUACAACAAUAGACGGAUGGCUCCCAGCGGAAGCAAGAUUACUAUGCUCAUUGUGGUGGUGAUCGCAGUGGCGGUCGUCUUUAUUGCGGUUUACUUGCUACAAACCUGCCGGACACGAUUUGGGGCUGGUUCUUCCGAGCCGAAAGAAGAUCAGGCGGCUGCUCCACUAUCUCCAGGAGGAAUCAACAAGAACAUCCGAGUUUCCAAGCUCAGUUCAGUGGCUGACGCUGUCCGGAUGUCCACCCUCAAUAGCCGUAACAGCACGAACAGCUAUGAUCGGAAUCACAUUACGGGUGCUUCCAGUUCCACCACCAACGGGAGCAGUUUGAUAGGCUACCCGUUAAAUCCUCCCCCGUCUCCGGCGACAACCGCCGGAUCGGCAAGGUACAGUUCCAGUUACAACCCAUACAAACACUACAAAAUCAUCAACCAACCUCCGCCGCCAACGCCCUGCUCGACGGACGUUUGCGACGAAAGUGACUCGAACUAUACCAGCAAAAGCGGCCGAAGUCGUGACCGGAUCGGUAUGACCGGCGGUGGUGGAAGCUUGGGAGGUGGCGGCACUAGCAGCAGCAGUGGCCGGGGUGGUGGAUCCUGUGUAAAGUACAAAAAUCAUGGCGCGGAUCGGUACGACUCGGAACCGUAUCCACCGCCACCGACACCGCGUUCCCACUAUCACAGCGACGUGGGCGGCAUGCUACCGGAGAGCUGUCCACCGUCGCCGAGUUCGCGAAGCUCGACGUACUUUUCGCCUCUACCUCCACCACCCUCACCGGACCCAUCGCCCUCGCGGGGAUAUUCAUAGCCGCCGCCGCCUCUUCCGCCAGGUGGCGGAUCAUUGUUCUAGGUUAACGUUUCUAGUUUUUGGUUAGGGAACGCCGCCUCCGGCGGCCGUUCAAAGCUUAUGGCUAUUUUUUACUAUAGCAAAUGGAGCAUUUAGAUAGAAUGUAUAUAUUUAUUUUUACGGUUAAAAAGAUUUACUAGCAAUAUUAGAGCAGUAUAAUAGUAGUGUGAAAUGCCAUGUUGCACAAGGAUCUUCCCCCCACAGAAAAAAACGAUGUUCGAGAAUCAGAAACAAACAAUCGGUUUUCAAGUUGGUUGUGUCUUCCAGCAAAUUAAAUUUGAACAAAUUUAGUGACAAUUUUGACGUCGAGGAAAAAAAGCGUGCCUUAAAUGAUAGAAAAAAAAACAUAUAAAGCUUUGAAGCUUCCUGAUAGAAUUAUUUUUUUAAACCCAGACGAAGUCGCCAGGACUUAUAGUACAAACGGUUAGGUCGUUUGAAUAAAAAAACAGUUUGCUUUGUUUUUCUCCAAGGUUUCACCACAAACUGUGUUAUUCCCACUGUGCCCCAUUGGCAAAAGAAACAAACACCAAGUAGGCCAAAAUUUGAUACAAACGCUAUAUACAGUGCUUCUGUCAUCUUGUUUCAAACGACAUUCGUUUGUGGUUGCAGAAAAGCCAAGUUCAUCUGUAAAUAUUUUAAGCAGUCAGCGUGUGAAAAGCAAAAAGAUUUCAUGGCAGCUAGCAUAAAUAAGGUGAGCAAUAACAAUUAAAAAAAUGCAGGGCAAUAAGAGCACAUUUCUCGUACGGACAAUUUUCACACUCAGACAGUCGUAUCGUAGGGUACAACGAUCGUCCUACUUCGUUCACUUCCUCUGAUCGUUGACAUAGCUUUAGUUGAUUAAUUAGUUAAUUACCUAUUAGUUUGUAGUUUUUGACGCCGCUGACCCUCGCAAUAGAUGUGUGUGUGUAUGAUGUGCAUGUAUUAUAUUAGUUUGUACCAUGAGCAAUAGCAACAACAACCGUUUGAUUUCCAGCAUCCACAGUAGUCCAUCAGCACCAGUUUAGUCCUUAGUGUAUAGCUGCGAGAAAUGUGCUCAGAAGACUGAAUUCUACCUACAGAAGUGUAAAUUAUUUCAGCAUAAACAAUAUACUUGUUCGCUAGGCUUAACUUGGUUUGAAAUAUACCGUCUAGUGUAUGACCUGCUGUUGUUGAUGUUUGCGAAUGUUUGCAAACUCAUACGCAAUCAGGAUGCCUCUUCUCUCGAGCUUACGAUUUAGAUACGUCUAGUGUAAGUUGUAGUUGUUCAUAAAGUUUAAAAGAGAAU